AUCGAUAAAGAUAUCUCGCACGUGCGCGAGAAAGAGCACCGCCAAGAAAAUUAUUACCUGAAAAAAAUUCUCCUCGAUAUCGGAGAAAACUUUCUUCUACCUUCGAUUUACACGCAGAAAUUCUUAUAAACCUCACUUUUGACGAGUCAAUCAAUCUCAAUCGAAGCUGCACCGUCUACUUUUGAGGUGAACGAAAUGCAACUGUUAUAAUGCAAAGUGCGUUCGCGGUUAAAUUGUUCGCUUGCAGAGCUCACCUGGUCCCGUCGUCGAUCCUCACGUCGUUUCGCAGCAAACACGUGCAUUCGAAACGCGUGUUGAGGAUGAACGAGGCGUUCCUCCGCUACGAGAAGGGUAGCGAGGUGUUUGACAUCUCGUUUCGUUACGUGAACGAGACGAUGAGGGUCGACCGCCAGUUCAACUUCUCCAGGCAGAUCACGGAGAACGUCGGCAACUUCCUCAAGAGAGUCGACACAAACGUUUGCAAGAUCAUAAACAAAAAGGUGGAGAGAAAAAGGAAGAAAGAUGCCACUUUAGAGACAUGUUUUGUGCCAACUGACAAUGUGGAUAAUGGAAAGAUCAUGCUUCUGAAGGAUGAUAUCAAAAUCGAUGGCGAUGUAUUAUGCGAGAGCCUUUUACAGGAUACCUCAGAACUUAAACUAGUCAUUUUUGAGAAGACGUUCUUAGUGAAACGAAAUGCGCCUUAUAUCAUCAAUAUUUCAUUGCCAUCAAGCGUACUAGUUGGUUUUCCAACUUAUCCAUCUAAAUUUGAGUCAUUGUACACUGAUAAGAAACGAUCGAUCUUUAAUUGGUACAAAAACGACGCUGUUAACAACAAACCAAAUUCAUGGACACACGUAGCAACUGGAUAUCUGUAUAUACCACACGUAUCUGACAUUGGUUGCAAUUUAAAGAUCAGCUGCGAACCGCGAAACGAAUCGGAUUCCGGUUGUAAUAUGGAAGUGCAAUCGAAGAAUGUCGUGGAGGCUGGUCCUGGAUUAUGUCCAUUUGACAUUCGACAUCAGUUUACAAAACAUAAAUUAGUGGACAGAAGUUUUAGGAUAGUAUCCUACAAUAUAUUAGCAGAUACGUAUGCUGAUUCUGAUUUUUCCAAGGAUGUGUUGUAUCCAUAUUGUCCACAGUAUGCGUUAGAUAUGGAUUAUAGGAAGCAAUUAAUACUCAAAGAAAUAAUAGGAUUCAACAGUGACAUAAUUUGUCUCCAAGAAGUUGACAGGAGCAUGUAUGAGUAUGAUUUACUACCAUCCUUGUACAUGCUAAAUUACGAUGGCGUAUUUGUUACAAAAAAUGAAAUUAACGAAGGGCUCGCCACGUUUUUUAAUCAGGAAAGGUUCGAGAAAUUAGGAUUUGAGUACAGUGUAUUGGCUCAAAAUAUUGAUUUUCCGAGAUUCGCCACUAUUUGGUCCAAAAUUGACAACGACAAGGCGAAAGAGAGAUUUCUUGGUAGAAAUACAACUAUUCAGGUAACGACGUUGCGAUCUAAAGAGAACCAAUCUGAAAUCUUGAUUAUCGGUAAUACGCAUUUAUACUUUAAACCUGAUGCGGAUCACAUACGUUUGCUGCAAGGAUAUUACGCGAUUAUAUAUGUACACGAAGCGGCAAAAAAGAUACGAGAGGAGAAUCCCGAAUGUAAUGUAAGCGUAAUACUUUGCGGAGAUUUUAACAGCGUGCCAGAAUGCGGUAUUUAUCAGUUAAUGACUGAAAAUUACGUUCCGGAAACCUGUGAAGACUGGAAUAGUAAUCCUGCGGAAGCUAUCAAAAAUGUAUCUCUAAUGCAGGAUCUUUGCAUGUCCAGUGCCUGUGGCACGCCAGAAUAUACAAACUACACGCCAGAGUUUUCUGGUUGCUUGGAUUACAUAUUCUAUGAAAGAGAUAAAUUCGAAAUUGAGCAAAUAAUCCCGAUGCCUAGUAAGGAGGAACUUACUCUUCAUACGGGUUUGCCGUCCGUAGUGUUUCCUAGUGAUCAUAUAUCCUUGUGCGCGGAUUUGAAAUUGAAAGGAUAAUAAAUAUAUAGAUAUAUUGAAAUUAUUUAACACAUGACACUGUGCCUAGUACAAUAUCCUCACUUAUUGUUGGAUUAAAUCGGACUGCAUUUACGUAUGAAAUAUAUAUUAUAUAUAUGAAUUUAUAGCUUUCAAACGUAAAAAUUGUAUCAAAUGUAAAAUUUCUAGCGCUAUUAUUGAAACUUAUUUAUAAUCGAUAUGUCGCUAUUUCCUAAUUUUUGAUAUAUAAGUCUAUUUAACUGAAUUA
Molecule: messenger RNA, 2265 nt
Organism: Nylanderia fulva
Lineage: Eukaryota; Metazoa; Arthropoda; Insecta; Hymenoptera; Formicidae
Product: 2',5'-phosphodiesterase 12
Biological process (GO): nuclear-transcribed mRNA catabolic process, deadenylation-dependent decay
Cellular component (GO): mitochondrion
Molecular function (GO): 3'-5'-RNA exonuclease activity
Source: RefSeq, a predicted model, not a curated record